UCAAAUUUGCAUGGAUUUGGAGGUUAAAGGAGUUGCUGCAUCUCCUAGAGGGCAAGCUGAGCGGUCAUCAAGGGGGAAGAAACUUAGUCAGGGAUGGAAACCAAAUAUACAAGCAACUCAUGGCCUUCGUCCAGCUGACUGCUCCUAGUGGGGAGUGAAGAGGAGCCAGGAUGGCCUUGAUAGAACUAUUUGAGGCUGGAAGUGAAGAUAGGGCCUUCCAGGGGCCCUUCACAGCUGCCAGUGUUCUCUGUAACUGGUGAUGAAGAAAGGCUCUGUUGCCACUUCUGAGGGUGCCAUGCCUUGAUUUGGGCAAGCUGGGGUCUUCAGAUGAAGAGGAUGGAGAUUCUUACAUACCAUACAGUAAGAGGUUUCCUUGCAUUGGCCCUCCAGAUUCAUCUUCAACUGUUAGUUGGGGUACACCAUUACAGACUCCUUAUGCACAGCAUCAUCAGACACAACAGCUGGCUAGAAAACAUUGUUGGAAGAAAAUGGAGCUUUCUUUGGAGCAAAAGACAAUACCAGAAAAUCUGCCAUCCCCAACAGACAAAUACAAACUAAAAUACCAGCAGUAUGAAGCAGAAAUGAAAGAGGGAUAUAAACAGUAUUCUCAGAGAACUGCAGAAAAGAAAAAAAACAAUGCCCAGUCUCAGGAAUCUUCAAGAAAAACAGCACAUAAAAAGGAUCCACAGCCUGAAGACAGGACUGAUCAUGAUCUUACGGCUCUUGAUGAGAGAGCCCUCUUGCAGCAAUGCUAUACAAGCAAGCCCUACACAAUGCAGCACAGCAUAAGGAAGUUAGAACCUGAGGAUGUAGCUGCAGAGAGGAGAAAGCAAACUGUAGUAGAGCAAGUGAUGGUGGAUCAGUUAUCUAGGGCUGUAAUAAGUGACCCAGAGCAAAGUACAAAUAUCAGUACUUACCAGAGAGAUUGGACCUUUCCAGAUCUUGGAACAGCACCGUUGCGCUUUAGAAAAAGAACGUUACAUGAAACAAAAAUAAGGACCAGAUCAGCAUUAACUGAAAAUGUGCUUUCUAAUAAGUUACGCUUUGAUGGCAGAAUUCUAUCAAGGAACGGGCGUGAUGCUUGCAGAGAGCUGAUUGGAUUCUUUUUUAUGUAUGACAGAUCUCUUACUGUAUAUGAGUAUCGACAAUUUGGAAAAAAUAGAACAAAUGCCCUACCUUUCAUUCAGAAAGGAGUUUAUAGUCAUCAGCAUGGACAAAGAAAAGGACAACAAUAUGAUCUUAGUGACUUUUAUGUUGGUGCUAACCUGACUUUUCUGAGUUGCAAUCUUAGCCUUCCAGAAAGUAUUAAACAGAACCCAAUACUUACCCUUCGUGUCACAAAUAUUGAUGAAGCUGCAAUGGAUAUUCUAAAAACUACUUCUGUGGGAAUCAAGCAAGACAUUACCCAGCAAGAGAUUGAUGAGAGCAGAGUUUUCAAGGUUGUUCAAGGUAUACUUAAAGACAAGCUAAGUAAAAGGGGAGUUCGUGUUGUAACAGGAUUAGGAAAAUACUUCCGAGAACUGGAUCGGAAGAGAGAUGGCGCUUUCUCUAAGGCAGUCUUUAAACAAGCUCUAACAGUAUUUCAUUUAGAAGUGCCUGAAAAGGAUUUUGAGUCUUUGUGGCUUAUUCUUGAUGACAACUGUAAUGAUAAAGUCGAUUAUGGGGAGUUCACUCGCGCCAUUAUUGGGGAAAUGAAUGAGUAUCGAAAAGCAUUUGUUAGAAAAGCUUAUAUGAAACUUGAUUUCAACAAAACUGGCAGUGUACCUAUGGUAGAUAUCAGAAAGUGUUAUUGUGCCAAGAAACACUCUCGAGUGUUGUCAGGUGAUGCCACAGAGGAAGAAAUUAAAUCUUCAUUUCUAGAAACACUAGAGGAUGCCUGCAGCAAUUCCGGUGAAGUGUCAUAUUAUGAGUUUGAAGAUUACUAUGAAGGAUUAAGUAUUGGAAUCAUGAAUGAUGAAGAUUUUGUUAAUAUUUUAAAGAAUGCUUGGGGAAUUUAGAACUGAAGAAUAUAUAGAAUGUCAUAAAACCCCCACUCCAAAAGAGGAGUAAAUUAAGUGAGGAUUUAUUUUUGAUAUGAGUUACUUUUUGAAUGAAUGUUUCAAAUUUGUUUUAAUAAUCUGAAAAUAUUUGAGUAAAUUUUCAGAAUGAUAUACAAGUUGUACAUAAAUCUCCCUUUGAAUAUUUUUAUGUACAUUUUGUGUUUUAUUAAACUGUAAAAUUUAUAAUGGCUUUGUGCACUUCCAUCUGGCAGCAAGAUCACUUGUCUCAUUAAAUUUACUGUAGUUUAUUUUAAAAACAGUAAUCUAGAAUAUAAACAUAGGUGAAAGGAUACAUGCAAGAGAAAACUUACUAUGCAUCAUAAGUACCUGUUGUAUGAUGUAUUGUUGAGAAGCUUUAGAUUUGACUAUCUAUGUUAUAUAUGAACACUGUGGGUUUUUUUUCUCUAAAAUGUGUUGCUCAUAAAAGAGGACAUUUGUUUUAUGAAAUGCGUAGGGCCAGAUUCUGCUUGGCUCUUACGUUGAUGAGAAGGAUGCAAGUCAUCCCUCCCUCCAAGUUGGGGAGAGAUGCACAAUACUAAAAAUGCAUAGAAAAUUAAGAACAGUGCAUACCUUCUUUUAAUGUUCUAAUUUUCAGAGCAAAAUAGAGCUUGUUCUGAAUAUAUUUACUGAUCUUCAUCAGACAUAGUAGAUUGAACCACAGGUUCUCCAAAGAUGUUAAAGAGAUGCUUUUGACUAGAGUUUGGAUAUAUUGUGCAUAUAGGUUGGAGAAAUGUGUUCCAGGGCCUGUCAUGUACUUCAGGCCUUACAACGUUUUGCUGAAUUGUUUUUUCAAACAAAUAAUAGAUUUACUCUUUCUAGAUUGUGACUUGCAUACAGUCUGCUGCUAUGAUAGUUAUUUUUGGUGGAACCUUAAUGGUAAACUCCUUAAUUCAAACUGAUAGGUU
Messenger RNA from Dermochelys coriacea (leatherback sea turtle), 2944 nucleotides. It is a transcript of the gene CAPS2, whose product is annotated as calcyphosine 2. Bases 489 to 1997 code for a protein of 502 amino acids. The transcript has 19 exons. Gene Ontology annotation, molecular function: calcium ion binding. The record is from RefSeq and is a predicted model, not a curated record. Lineage: Eukaryota; Metazoa; Chordata; Testudines; Dermochelyidae.